CGUAUUAUCUAACCUCGAUCCACGCCAUGGAUCAUUUGAUAUACCUCUUGUUAUCGCCUUAAUAAUUUUUGCGACAAUUAUCGCAUUCAUCAGUUUUAGACUGUGUGUUGAUUUCGGUUGGGACAAUUACAAGAAAAUUGGCGCGGAUAUCCAAAUGCAAAAAAUGUAUAAAACUGUGCUUAUUUUUGUAUUGUUUCUCAAACUUGGUCUCUUCUUUGUUCUUUUAACUGCCAUUGAAGUUAUUGCAACUUUACGUGCUACUGACGUUCAAACUCAGAGGGAAAAUUAUUCUAUUUCUCUCUCUAAAGGCCUAUAUUAUUUCCAUUUGUUUGUAACAAUAAUGAUUCUUUUCUUAGAAAUACUUGCUUAUAGUUCGCUAAGGAGAGAGAAUAAACCAGGAAUGAUUUUGUACAUUAUCUUAUCCACUGUUACUUUUGUCGACUUUAUUAUCAUUUUUAAAGCUUCCAUAAAAGCACUUGAUCAGGCCUGGUACUUUUUUGUAGUAGUCG
Messenger RNA from Racocetra persica, 509 nucleotides. The record is from the annotation of a GenBank genome assembly. Lineage: Eukaryota; Fungi; Glomeromycota; Glomeromycetes; Diversisporales; Gigasporaceae.